AAUGCAUGAGAUGAUGUUUUUGUUUCUGAUUUUCUCGUUUGAUCGAUCCAAAUUUAACUAAAUUUUCACGUUUUGAGUUGAUUUUACAUCACCUUUUAAUCAAUUUCGAAGCUGUAAAGGUCUGUUAAUUAGUCCUCUUGUGAUAUGACAUAUUGAAUAAUCGAUUUAGCGUAUAGUUUAUUAAUUUCGAGUUGGCAUAAUGGCGAGCACAAGUCAAGCUGCGAUAGCUCAGAAGACGUGGGAAAUGUCGAAUAAUAUCGAGUAUAUUAGUCCGGUCGAUGAUAUUUUCAAAUACGACAGAAGACAGCAGCAAGAUAUUCUCACCGCUAAGCCUUGGGAGAAAGACCCACAUUUCUUCAAAGAUAUCAAAAUAUCGGCGUUAGCUUUGCUGAAAAUGGUCAUGCAUGCUCGUUCCGGCGGUAACUUGGAAGUUAUGGGAUUGCUGUUAGGUAAAGUUGAUGGAAACACUAUGAUCGUUAUGGAAACAUUCGCUCUACCCGUCGAAGGAACUGAAACAAGGGUUAAUGCUCAAGCACAAGCGUACGAAUACAUGACAGCUUACAUAGAAUCGGCGAAAUUAGUGGGUCGUUUAGAGAACGCUAUCGGUUGGUAUCACAGCCACCCUGGCUACGGAUGUUGGUUAUCAGGUAUCGAUGUAUCGACUCAAAUGUUGAAUCAAAAUUUCCAAGAACCGUUCGUAGCCAUCGUUAUUGAUCCAGUUAGGACGAUCUCAGCUGGUAAAGUUUGCAUCGGAGCUUUCAGAACGUACCCGAAGGGAUAUAAACCUCCUAACGAAGAACCAUCCGAAUACCAAACGAUUCCGUUGAAUAAAAUCGAAGAUUUCGGCGUCCAUUGCAAGCAGUAUUAUUCGUUGGAAAUAACCUACUUCAAAUCAGCCCUCGAUAGGAAAUUAUUGGACUCGUUAUGGAAUAAAUACUGGGUCAAUACGUUGAGCUCGUCUAGUUUGAUUACCAAUGAUGAUUACCUAACCGGACAAAUUUGCGAUUUAUCUGAGAAAUUAGAACAAUCCGAGAGUCAGGUCGGACUUUACAUUAUGAGUGGCGAUUUACACGAGAAAAAAGUCGAAGAUAGGUUAUCCAAAGCUACGAAGGAUAGUAAUAAGACCACCAUCGAGAUACUGCACGGUUUAAUGGCUCAGACUAUUAAGGAUAAGUUGUUCAAUAAUGUAAAGCUUAGAACCGAUAGAUGUAUUGGUAGUUCGAUGAGCGAAUAAUGUUUUCCUGCGAUUCUCCUUCUCGGUUUUGAUUAAUUUUGUAUACUUUAUAAUUUGUAAUAGAAUAUAUUGUAAUUUACUCGUUUUGUUGUCGGAGAUUCUUUCGAGUUUUGUAACGUCGUAAAUACGCUUGAUAUUGAAAUUAAACGAUUUAUUUGUA
Messenger RNA from Planococcus citri (citrus mealybug), 1394 nucleotides. RefSeq names its product COP9 signalosome subunit 5 (gene CSN5). Lineage: Eukaryota; Metazoa; Arthropoda; Insecta; Hemiptera; Pseudococcidae. Gene Ontology annotation, molecular function: metallopeptidase activity; protein binding; deNEDDylase activity. Gene Ontology annotation, cellular component: cytoplasm; COP9 signalosome. Bases 200 to 1234 code for a protein of 344 amino acids. The transcript has 4 exons. The record is from RefSeq and is a predicted model, not a curated record. Gene Ontology annotation, biological process: protein deneddylation.